AAUAGUAGCCCAGCAGGCAAAAUGAUAUCAGAUACUCGGGUCAUUCUUCCAAAGUCGUUCCAGCUUUGAGAACUGAAGCACUACGUGUAGACUACUCCUCCUGCAUCUUCUCCCUUCUCUGUGGAUUUCAUCUUACAUCCGAUCCAAUCAUGCCUAUUGGGACACUUGAAGUUCUUCUUGUUGAUGCCAAAGGCCUCGACAACAAUGACUUUAUGGCUGACAUGGACCCCUAUGUCCUUUUGACUGUAAAUACCCAAGAGAAGAAAAGCACUGUGGUUUCAGCUCAAGGAUCUAACCCAGAAUGGAAUGAGACUUUUCUAUUCACUAUCUCGGACGAUUCUGCUGACCUUCACUUGAAAAUAAUGGAGAAGGACAACUUCAGCGCAGAUGAUUAUGUUGGAGAAGCAAUCAUUUCUCUAGAGCCAGUUUUUGAAGAAGGAAGCCUUUUGCCAACUGCAUACAAUGUUGUUAAUCAGGAGAAGGAAUAUCGUGGAGGAAUUAAAGUUGGACUCAAAUUCACUCCUGAGGCUGAGCCUGAAGAGCAGAGAAGUGAGUAUCGUUCUGGAGAGGGCGCUGAAACAGAGGAGAGCUAUGGUGGAUGGAAACAAUCUGCUUAUGGCGAGGAGUAAGGGUGGAUAACAAUCAUUGAAUUCAGGAUGACCUUAAGUGAUGUUCAUUUAGCUGCCUGGUGUUGUCCUGUACAUUUGCCUCAAGUUGUUUGAUAAACUUGAAAUAAUUAAUCUACUUUACUGAUUAAAUUGUUUCAUACAUGCUUUACCUCCUUAUUGUACCCAGUCUCUACUUAAAACAAUGAAGUUAGUUGUUUCAAAUUACUUACGAACAGAUCAUUCAUCAUCUA
Rosa chinensis is the source of this 859-nucleotide messenger RNA. RefSeq names its product elicitor-responsive protein 3. The coding region runs from base 150 to 629 and encodes 159 amino acids. NCBI's taxonomy places the organism in Eukaryota, Viridiplantae, Streptophyta, Magnoliopsida, Rosales, Rosaceae. The record is from RefSeq and is a predicted model, not a curated record. The transcript is spliced from 5 exons.